CCUUAAACUUUUGCCAGUACUGAAAAUUUAUAGUGCAUAACGUAAACUAAAAUAGAUUUUCAACGCUGGCAGUAAAUUUGGAAUACAGUCUCAAUAUCACUUGUGUGGAAAUGGAAAGCAACUGUAAUAAUGAGAAACCACCCACGAGACUGAUUGAAAACUGAAAGAAACCGCGGCAAAAUAUCGAUAUCGGACGUGACAUCGAAAUCGAGAUCUCGACGAUGUCACGUGACGUCAGGCAGUCGAAACUCGAACGGUACGAAGUGAAGUGAGCGGCGUGAGCAGGCGUGAGUGCGUGAUCGCGACUCUGUGAGUCAUACAUAACCUCGUCGUGUGUCACGGUGUCGUUGGUGUCGGCCACAAUUCCGUUUCUAUCGACUCGUCCAGCGUCCUUGCCUAAUAAGGCAAAAAAAAAAAAAACAGCAAAGGGAUUUCUCGACGCACAUCCACGGUUCCAGCUUCUCCCGUCCUCGACGUCUCGAAAAGGUGAAGCGUCUGUUUGCAACAUACAAAUAAUGUCUGAUCCGCGUAUAAGAACGCUCAAGAUUAAGACAGGAGUAGUGAAGCGUCUCGCGAAAGAAAAGGUCACGUACGAAAAGGAGGCGGCGCAGCAGCGCGAGAGGAUACAAAAGUUGAAAGAGCAGGAUAAAGAUGGCUACGACAUAAAGAAGCAAGAGGAGGUGCUUCAAGAAUCCCUUAUGAUGGUACCAGACUGCCAGAGGCGUCUCGUUAAAGCAUUUGAAGAACUCAAGAAGAUCCUGGAAACUGAGCAAGAUUUAAAGGAAGUCGGAGAUUACAUUGAGGCUGAAAAAGUAUUACAGGAAGCAGAAGAACAGUUGCCGAAAGAAGGGGAUAUUUUGCAGAUGUGUUAAAAAAGUGCUCUUUAAUGACUUUCGCUAAAUUAUUUU
Molecule: messenger RNA, 908 nt
Organism: Trachymyrmex cornetzi
Lineage: Eukaryota; Metazoa; Arthropoda; Insecta; Hymenoptera; Formicidae
Product: Tubulin binding cofactor A
Exons: 2
Coding region: 516-872 (118 amino acids)
Biological process (GO): post-chaperonin tubulin folding pathway; tubulin complex assembly
Cellular component (GO): cytosol; microtubule cytoskeleton
Molecular function (GO): beta-tubulin binding
Source: RefSeq, a predicted model, not a curated record